AUGGUUUAUCCAGCACGCUUUCAAGCGYCACAAGCUAACGCGCUGCAGCUGUCCUACUCGGCGAGGCAUACACCAUUGCCGCAGAAACCGCGCAUGAUAAUACAACUGCCCUCCUGGAAGAGUAUACGACGCACGGCCGGCGAAAUCAGCGCCUCCGCCUGGGAGCUGGCCUUCCGCUUUGGCCAGARYACRACAAUACACGGCGUAAAUCGGCUGUUCAGCAGGCGCGCCGGAAAGUAUGAACGCUGCGUCUGGUUCCUAACCGUCAYGCUCGCUCUACUCGGCGCCACUUACGUCAGCCUCUUGCUUUCCGAACGUUUCAGCGAAGGCCGUUUAGAAACUGUAGUGGAUAGCACUCGCUAUCCCAUCUAUCACAUCAGCUUUCCGGUAGUGUCGAUUUGCAACAUGAAUCAACUGAAUUGGCAGAGACUGGAAGAGGCUAAACAUCGUUAUCUCGAGCCCGAUGUGACACCGGAAAAUCAAGAACUCUUCGAGCGUGUUAUUGGCAGUUUUGAUAACAUUAAGUUUGCCGGCUUUGAGAGUUUUAUGAUAUUCAAAAACAUCUCUCUCGAUGCACUGAACUACGUCAACUUUACCGAAGUAAUGAUUUUUAUGACUUGGCGUUGCGAGGAGUUCUUGAGUCAUUGUAUGUGGAAUCAUUUCCCUAUGAACUGUUGUGACAUCUUCUCUUUGCGACGCAGCAAAAAUGGUCUCUGUUGGGCUUUYAAUACUUUGGAAACGGAUGAGGGACGUCAGAAGCAAAAGGUUGACUCGCUGUGGCCUUGGCAUACAGGCGCCGCCAGUCCGGGUAGUGGACUCAUCGUACGCGCACUUAUCAAUCCUAAGAAACACAAUCCAAGCAGCACCAACGAGAAGGGGGUAAAUGUAAGAUGA
Messenger RNA from Bactrocera latifrons, 894 nucleotides. Its product is annotated as pickpocket protein 19-like. The record is from RefSeq and is a predicted model, not a curated record. Bases 1 to 894 code for a protein of 297 amino acids. Gene Ontology annotation, biological process: sodium ion transmembrane transport. NCBI's taxonomy places the organism in Eukaryota, Metazoa, Arthropoda, Insecta, Diptera, Tephritidae. Gene Ontology annotation, molecular function: ligand-gated sodium channel activity. The transcript has 2 exons. Gene Ontology annotation, cellular component: membrane.